Messenger RNA from Dioscorea cayenensis subsp. rotundata (Guinea yam), 2323 nucleotides. RefSeq names its product potassium transporter 5-like. Gene Ontology annotation, molecular function: potassium ion transmembrane transporter activity. The coding region runs from base 9 to 2243 and encodes 744 amino acids. Gene Ontology annotation, biological process: potassium ion transmembrane transport. The transcript is spliced from 8 exons. The record is from RefSeq and is a predicted model, not a curated record. NCBI's taxonomy places the organism in Eukaryota, Viridiplantae, Streptophyta, Magnoliopsida, Dioscoreales, Dioscoreaceae. Gene Ontology annotation, cellular component: membrane.
AGAGGGAAAUGGCUCUUCAAGAACAAGAAUAUCAAAAUCAUGACAAUGAGGAAUUUCAUGGGGAAGAACAAAAUGGAAUGGAAGAAGAACAUAAACCCUCGGCCUUUACCGGUCUCCGGCGCAAUGAUUCUCUUGAUGUCGAAGCCGGAAAAUUAAGUACUACUCCCAAUCAUUCCAAGAAUGAAGAUUGGAAGAAGAUGAUGGCACUGGCUUUUCAAAGCUUGGGAAUAGUUUAUGGGGAUAUAGGAACAUCACCUCUUUAUGUUUUCUCAAGCACAUUCACUGAUGGAAUUAAGGACAAGGAUGAUAUACUUGGUGUGCUAUCUCUCAUUUACUACACCAUCACUCUCAUCCCCCUUGUCAAGUAUGUUCUCGUUGUCCUCCGAGCCAAUGACAAUGGAGAUGGUGGCACAUUUGCAUUGUACUCAUUGAUAUGUAGACAUAGUAAAGCGGGGUUAAUGCCAAGCCAACAAGCAGAAGAUAGAGAUGUGUCUAACUUUCGCUUAGAGUUGCCAAACAGACGUUCACAAAGAGCCUCAAAGUUAAAAGCAGUCCUUGAGAACACCAUGUUUGCAAAGUACUUCCUUUUGGUUGCCACCAUGCUUGGAACUGCCAUGGUCAUUGGGGAUGGAAUUCUCACUCCUUGCAUUUCAGUUCUAUCAGCUGUGUCUGGUUUGAAGCAGGCCACCAGUUCCUUGGAUGAUGGUAAAAUUGCUUGGAUAUCAGUUGCCAUCUUGAUCUUACUAUUCAUGGUUCAACGUUUCGGCACUGAUAAAGUUGGCUAUACCUUUGCUCCAAUUAUCACCAUUUGGUUCAUAUGCAUUGCAACCAUUGGCAUCUUCAACUUCUGCAAAUAUGAUCCACUUGUCUUCAAAGCUAUCAAUCCAAUUUACAUUGUUCACUACUUCAGACGGAACGGAAAAACCGCUUGGAUUUCUCUUGGCGGCGUCGUUCUUUGUGUCACCGGAGUGGAGGCAUUGUUUGCUGAUGUUGGUCAUUUCUCAGUGAGAUCCAUUCAGAUUAGUAUGUGUUCAAUGGUUUAUCCUUCUUUAAUCAUUGCAUAUUCUGGACAAGCUUCUUAUCUUAGACAACACAUGGAUGAUGUCUCUAACACAUUCUACAAAUCUAUACCUGAGACUAUCUACUGGCCAAUGUUUGUCAUUGCUAUAUUGGCUGCGAUCAUUGCUAGCCAAGCGAUGAUCUCCGGCGCAUUCUCCAUUAUUCAACAAUCUCUAUCCUUAGGUUGCUUUCCUAGAGUGAAGAUCAUUCAAACAUCAACUAAAUAUGAAGGCCAAGUAUAUGUGCCAGAGAUGAACUACAUUAUUAUGAUAGCUUGUGUUGUGAUCACUCUAGUGUUCCAGAAUACUAGUAAAAUCGGCAAUGCUUACGGUAUUGCAGUGGUGUUUGUGAUGACACUCACUUCGGCGUUUCUUGUGCUCAUUAUGAUCAUGAUAUGGAAACUAAACAUAGUAUUGGUCAUUCUUUACAUCCUUGUGCUUGGAUCCAUUGAGAUUCUCUACUUGAGCUCAGUGCUUUACAAAUUCAAUGAUGGGGGAUACAUUCCUGUAGGCUUCGCGGUUUUUCUAGUUGCUAUAAUGAUCAUAUGGAACUAUGUUUACAGGAUGAAGUACAUGUAUGAGAUGGAACACAAGGUACAGACGGAAAGGAUGACGGAGAUUGUUGCCGAUCCUAACUUGAGAAGAGUCCCUGGUCUAGCUCUCUUCUACUCGGAGCUCGUCAAGGGAAUACCUCCAAUCUUUGAACACUACAUCAACAAUGUGCCAGUGUUGCACUCAGUGCUUGUGUUUGUGUCCUUGAAGUCAUUGCCGAUAAGUAAAGUACCGAGAGAUGAGCGAUUUCUUUUCCGACGAGUAGGGCCUCCGGAGCUACUCCUAUUUCGGUGUGUCGCGAGGUAUGGAUACAAAGAAACAUGGAGUAAUGAGCACGAAACAUUUGAGUCUCUUUUGGUUCAAGGAUUGAAAGAGUUUAUUAAACGAGAGGGUUUGAAGGGGAAUGAAGAGAUAGAGAAGGAGGUGGGGGUGGUGGAGAAGGAGAUGGAAUUGGGAGUAGUUCAUUUGUUAGGAGAAAGUGAAGUGGUGGCCAAAAAUGGGGCAAGUUUUUGGAAGAGGAUGGUAAUAGAUUAUGCUUACCAUUACAUGAAGAGGAACUUGAGACAGCAAGAUGAAGUUUUCACUAUUCCUCGACAUCGUUUGUUGAAGGUAGGGAUGAACAUUGAGCUCUAAUCAAUGUUUUUGAUGUAAAAAUCAACUUGAGUAUUAGAUAAGAUAAUAUUUCUAUGCAUGUCUUGUCUAUUGAAUCUAAC